CAUGUUAACCAAUCAUUUCUCUUGUUUUAUUUUCGACCUGCCCGGAAGAAACAAAAACCGAUCAAGAAAAUUAUAAAUUUUCAGCAUCAUGUCUAUAACGUCAGGAUCAGGGAUUCCUCCUAAAACAUGGCAGCCACCAAAUGUAACACUUGAAACUACAAUGGGUUCUGUUGUAGUGGAAUUAUACUGGAAACAUGCUCCCAGUACUUGUAGAAACUUUGCGGAACUGGCCAGACGUGGGUACUAUAAUGGUGUAAAAUUUCACAGAAUUAUCAAGGAUUUCAUGAUUCAAGGAGGAGAUCCAACUGGAACAGGAAGGGGAGGUGCCAGUAUAUAUGGAAAAGAAUUUGAUGAUGAAAUUCAUGGUGAUCUCAAACAUACAGGGGCAGGUAUAUUGUCCAUGGCUAACAGCGGUCCGGAUACAAAUGGCAGUCAAUUUUCAUAACGCUUGCUC
Messenger RNA from Mercenaria mercenaria, 454 nucleotides. RefSeq names its product peptidyl-prolyl cis-trans isomerase-like 1. Gene Ontology annotation, cellular component: catalytic step 2 spliceosome. The record is from RefSeq and is a predicted model, not a curated record. The transcript is spliced from 4 exons. NCBI's taxonomy places the organism in Eukaryota, Metazoa, Mollusca, Bivalvia, Venerida, Veneridae. The coding region runs from base 89 to 445 and encodes 118 amino acids. Gene Ontology annotation, biological process: protein peptidyl-prolyl isomerization; protein folding. Gene Ontology annotation, molecular function: peptidyl-prolyl cis-trans isomerase activity.